This is a messenger RNA of Centropristis striata (black sea bass), 2418 nucleotides long. RefSeq names its product piggyBac transposable element-derived protein 4-like. Lineage: Eukaryota; Metazoa; Chordata; Actinopteri; Perciformes; Serranidae. Bases 163 to 2253 code for a protein of 696 amino acids. The transcript is spliced from 3 exons. The record is from RefSeq and is a predicted model, not a curated record.
UUUGUGUAGCCAAUGAAACUCAGAAACAGAGGCCACGCUGACUUUUAGAGCAGCCACAACAAAAAAGUCCGCGUAAAGUGAAUUACCAGCUGAUGGCGUGUGGACGCGUACGAGUUGAAAGUUAAAAACGUGAGGUAGUGUUAUACAUUUGUUGCGGCAAUAAUGGCGACACGUAACAUAAGGGUGUAUGAGACAAACGACAUGCUUGGCGACUACAAAGCUCCUUUAAGCGAUGUGUCCGACUCCGAAGCAUCGGACGUGCAGAGCGAAAUGUCGUCCACUCACUCCGAGGAUGAAGAAAUGUCUCUGGAUGAAGAAGACCUGUCAUUCGACAUGGAUGAUGACGAAGAAUCUCAAGGAGAAAGUUUUCACAUGGAUGAUGAACUCUCAUGCAUUGAGGGGCUGGAGCCAUCGGAAGACAAUGAAAAACAAGAUGAGCCGCCCAGCAAACCCACUGCAGACCAAGAUGCCACCCCCUCCUCAUCACCUCAGGAGGAAUCACAGCCAAGCCCCUCUGCUGCUGGACCACAGUUCAGCCCCCCCUCUUCUCCUCAGGAGGCCAGCUCUUCAACACCUAAGACAGUCUCGCAUGGAAGGAAAAGAGCACGGUCUCCCUCACCACCACACACUGGCUCCAAAGCACAACAACGUUUACAGCUUCGUUGUCAGCUGCAUUUACGAAGUGUUUCCACAACCAUAAUAAAAGUACGUACUCAGCCACAGUCAGCAACUCUAGCCAGGACUUGGAAAACGGAGAAGGAUCAAGAUGUAUGUCCCAGCCCCAAGCCAUUUAAACCUGCAAGAACCCCGGGACAUCAGUUGAACUCGGACAGCUCUUACACUCCACUGGACUUGUUCAGACUGUUUUUCAGUGAGGAUGUGGCUCAAACGAUUUGCAGUAACACUAACAAACAGGCUGCCAAAAACAUUGCAAAAGGCAGAAAAUACACAUGGACUGAACUCAACAUCAAGGAGCUUUAUACAUUUUUGGGACUGACAUUCUUCUUCUCGCUGGUGAAACUGCAUAAUAUCUCUGACUACUGGAAAAAGAACACAAUUUUCAGUGUGCCUUUCGCCGCAAACGUCAUGUCACGGGACAGGUACAGGGUCAUCUCAUGGAACAUCCACAUGAGUGAUCCUGAGGAAGAUGUGGAGAAUGACAAAAAGAAGGGGACCCCUGAUUAUGACCACCUGUUCCGUGUAAGGCCCAUUCUAGACACAAUCAAAAAUGCUUGCAAAUCAUUUUACCACCCCAGGCAGAACAUCUCCAUCGACGAAAGGAUGGCUGCUACAGAAGCUCGCACUGGAAUGACCCAACACAUGAAGGCUAAACCAGUCAAAUCGGGCGUCAAACUCUUUGUUUUGGCAGACAGCCGCAAUGGCUACACUGUGGACUGUGCUGUGUACACUGGAAAGUCCCAGAUUGCCUCAGGUUUUGGAGUAGCCUAUGACUCUGUAAUGUCCCUGAUAAAUCCUGCAUACCUGGGCUGUGGCUAUCAUCUUUUUGUGGAUCAUUUCUAUACUAGUCCAAAACUGUUCUUGAAACUGUUCAAGCUUAACAUUGGAGCAUGUGGCACAUACAGAGACAAGCAAAGCAACAUCUUAACAAAAAAGGAUCCAAGAGGCUCCAUCAGGUGGAUCCGCCGCAACCCACUGGUUUUUGUAAAGUGGAUGGACACACGUGAGGUAAAUGUCUGCUCAACAAUCCACUCUGCAUUCUCUGGCGAAACAGUGAACAGGAGAGCAAAAACUAAGUCUGGCAACUGGGUCACAAGAGCCAUCCCAUGCCCAACACCUGUCAUUGAAUAUAAUAAUUACAUGGGAGAUUUGGACAUGUCAGAUCAGCUUAUACAAUAUUAUUCUGUUCACCACAGAACCGUGCACUGGUACCAGAAGUUGUUGUAUCAUUUAGUGGACAUUGCAGCUACAAACAGCUACCUCCUUCACAAAGAGCUCUGCAUGGAGAAGAAGGAGCAGCCCAUGGCCCACAUAGCCUUCCUGCAGAAGCUGACAACCCAACUGUGUAAUGUCACUAUCACGAUUCCUCUUGCAAAGACAAAGUCUAUCCAUGUACCUAUAAUAAUUAGUGAGCAGACUGAAAAAAGCAAAAGAGCUUCUUAUGGACGUAGGGGCUGUGUGCUCUGCAGGAUAAGCAGAAAGGUCCAACAGGCUACCCCCUGGAAAUGCAAAACAUGUAAAGUGGCCCUCUGUGUCAUUGCAAACAGGAACUGCUUUGAGAAAUGGCAUAGCUAAGUUUUUGUAAAAGGCAGACAGAUGGAUGUCUGGACUUUUUUGUAAAUAAAUGCAAAUAGCUUUUGAUGUGUUUUUUUUCCUCUCUGUUCCUAAAGCCUGAAAAUACAUUUUCAAAUGCCCAAGAUAUUUCCUGUGAUGUGUUUGUGAUUUAAAUAAAUUCCUGUA